AUGCUCCGAUCCUAUCGUGCAGCCCCACACGCUCUUGCUUCGACCUCGACUCCGGUUCUUUUGGAAGCCGGACCGUUCACUUCUCCUUCGCCUGGAUGGAGCACUGUAGAGCCCUGUCUCGGUAGCCCUGGUGCCACUGUUCUAUUGCACCCGUCCUCGAAUCUCAGUGAAAGCCAAUGGAGGGGAGGGAAAGGUGGGCGACUCCGCGCUUUCCGCAACAGGUGGGAGCAUGUCAAGCGCUGCGAUGCAGUCCCAUCUCUCAAGCCGCCACCUCUCUGGCCGCCACGCGUAUCGACAGCCUCAGCGCUUGCGCUGGUAGCUUUGAAAAUUUUCCGAAUUCCGAAAUUCUCAACCGUUCCCAAAUUCGCACCUUGCUUCGUCUCGCAUCCAACCGUCACCUCAUCCAUCUCGCUCUCUUCACGCACCCUCAGCACGAUGUCGGACCGAUACCAGGGCUCUGCCUACCGGGGCAACCGUGCUCCUCUGGACGAUCGACGCUACCCGGCACCUCCACGUCACCGCGAUGACGACUUCCGCUACGGCGCGCCGCGCGACUUUGGGCCGGCCUACUACUCUGAGCCGCGCGGCUAUUCGGGGCGCGGUCGGCGCGUGCACAAGGCGGUGCCGCCUCCGCGGCCGUGGGACUACAGCCGACGACCUCCGCCGCGGAAUGAUGAGGAGAGGGCGGCGCUUGAACGCGAGCGCGAGGCUUGGGAGGCGAUGGAGGCGCAGCGGUACGAACAGCGCAUGGAGGAACAGCGCCGCGAGAGGGAGCGCGACACGGCGCGCGCAGACCGCGCGCAGAUGCAACGCGAUGGAUGGUCGCGCGAUUUCGACGAAGAUAGGAGCUAUAGGCCGCCGGAGUACGAGCGACCACCGAGAGACUAUCCGCCACAGGGGAGGAGGAUGCGAUCGCGCAGUCCCGAGGCGGGGCACGCAGGGGCGACGUCGUGGGGUAGAACUUCGGUGGGAUCGGCUGGUGAGGGACGUGCGCUCGAGGCGAGGUACCCAGAUGCAGGCUAUGCGCGACGCACGCCGCCGCCUGCAGCACAUAUGGACGCGCCAGACCAGCCGUACGCAGGGCCAUCGGAACGCAUCGAGGCGGACGCGCACGCUACACCGCGCGGCCCACCACCGCGCGGCAUCGACGAGGGAUUCGCAGCCACGCCUCCGACUGGUCCGCGUGGAUCCGGCUACAGCCGACGUGGUGGUGCUCCACUACCGUCGCCCGCGUUUCGGGGUCGCGAGGGUUCGGGGUCUACUGGCGCGUACACGCCCGGAUCGGACCGCGAGCGCGAAGGUAGCAGCUACCUCUCGCCAUCCACCGCGCGGUUCCCACGCACGUCGCGGGACGGUCCACCUGCAGCCUACCGAGGCGGCCAUCCGUCCUAUGGUCGCGGACGAAGAGACACCAACCCGCACCCAUACGACGCCUACCCUCCCCCCGGUGGGGACGAGUACCACGGCGGCUCAUCCCCACACGAGGCCUCGCCAUUCUCACCAUCCACUGCUACACCCAACCACCUCUCGGCACCACGAUUAUCGCGCACCUCAUCGGCACACACUCCCACCGCCGCUGCUACCUCGUCGGUGGUGGUGCCGCACUUUAGUGCAGCAUGGAAGUUGACGCCCGAACUGGAUGCCGAGUUGAUGGCGCUCGAGGCGGCAAGGGGAGCUUUUGUGGGCAGUGCACUUAUGGGUGCAAAGCGCGCAGCGAUUAGGAAUGCAAGGGUCGAGCUGGCGGAUGCAGAGAUGGACGUGGCUGCUGCAGUCGGUAGACGACAAGCGGCAGAAAAGUCGUUGGAGAAUGCAAGGGAGACUGCCGAUGCGUACAGUUUGGAGGAGAAUAGGAAGGAGGAAAUUCAGCGUCUCAUGGCACAACAACUCCAGUCCGUCUAG
Messenger RNA from Moesziomyces antarcticus, 1899 nucleotides. RefSeq lists its product as uncharacterized. The transcript has a single exon. Lineage: Eukaryota; Fungi; Basidiomycota; Ustilaginomycetes; Ustilaginales; Ustilaginaceae. Bases 1 to 1899 code for a protein of 632 amino acids. The record is from RefSeq and is a predicted model, not a curated record.